Molecule: messenger RNA, 901 nt
Organism: Sciurus carolinensis (gray squirrel)
Lineage: Eukaryota; Metazoa; Chordata; Mammalia; Rodentia; Sciuridae
Gene: Med4
Product: mediator complex subunit 4
Exons: 7
Coding region: 13-825 (270 amino acids)
Biological process (GO): regulation of transcription by RNA polymerase II
Cellular component (GO): mediator complex; core mediator complex
Molecular function (GO): transcription coregulator activity
Source: RefSeq, a predicted model, not a curated record
GAGCUGCUGAACAUGGCGGCUUCUUCGAGUGGGGAGAAGGAGAAAGAACGGCUGGCGGGUGGCUCGGUAUCUUCUGGCGGUAACAGCACGCGGGAGCGGCUGUUGUCUGCGCUUGAAGACCUGGAGGUCCUGUCUAGGGAACUUAUAGAAAUGCUGGCUAUUUCAAGAAACCAAAAAUUGUUACAGUCUGGGGAGGAAAACCAGGUCUUGGAAUUAUUAAUUCACCGAGAUGGGGAAUUUCAAGAACUAAUGAAAUUGGCACUUAAUCAGGGGAAAGUCCAUCAUGAAAUGCAAGUUUUAGAAAAAGAAGUAGAAAAGAGAGACAGUGAUAUUCAACAACUACAGAAACAACUAAAGGAAGCAGAACAAAUACUGGCAACAGCUGUUUACCAAGCAAAAGAGAAACUCAAGUCAAUAGAAAAAGCAAGAAAAGGUGCUAUCUCCUCUGAAGAAAUAAUUAAGUAUGCACAUAGGAUCAGUGCAAGUAAUGCCGUGUGUGCGCCACUGACCUGGGUUCCAGGGGACCCACGUAGACCAUACCCAACUGAUUUAGAGAUGAGAAGUGGAUUACUGGGUCAGAUGAACAAUCCUUCCACUAAUGGUGUGAAUGGUCAUUUACCAGGAGAUGCCCUUGCAGCAGGCAGACUGCCAGAUGUCCUGGCUCCACAGUAUCCAUGGCAGUCAAAUGAUAUGUCAAUGAAUAUGUUACCGCCAAAUCAUAGUAAUGACUUUUUGUUGGAACCUCCUGGGCAUAAUAAAGAAAAUGAAGAUGAUGUAGAAGUUAUGUCAACAGACUCUUCAAGUAGUAGUAGUGACUCUGAUUAAAAAAAAAAAACAUGAAACAGCAUACAGAAUUGAAUAUGUAGAAUUCUGUUUCUUGAACACUAGCAGGGAAAGUAAA